Molecule: messenger RNA, 4208 nt
Organism: Cydia pomonella (codling moth)
Lineage: Eukaryota; Metazoa; Arthropoda; Insecta; Lepidoptera; Tortricidae
Product: serotriflin-like
Exons: 6
Coding region: 360-1148 (262 amino acids)
Cellular component (GO): extracellular region
Source: RefSeq, a predicted model, not a curated record
CAUGAAGUAUCAUCUCAUUUUAUGAAAAAUGUAUUUCUUUAGGCUUUAACGUGGGCUUAUAGGGAAGGAGUUAUUGAAUAAUUAAGAAACCAAGUGCACACCCCUACAAGAGAAUUCGUAAAGAACUAUGCAUGGUGCUGAUGUGGUGAUUGUAUAGCAUAGGUAUUAUAAUGUGCCAUGUCCAAUCAUUCGCAACAUACCUAGUCUGAUUUAUUCCGACUCGGACGGCCGCGGAAGACGGACAAUUGAUUUAAAUAACAGCCCGUGAAAACAAGCUUUGUUUAUUUUAUGAAACAUUUGUUUAUUUUGAUACAUAUUUAAUGACAAGUUAAAAAGUGCCUUCCUUUCUACAGGACAAAAUGGCCCUACUUUGGUGUUUUCUUCUAGUCCUCCUCAACACAUUGGUCCUAUUGCAUAGUAUACAGUCAUGGGGCUACAGACCUCGCUUCCCAUCUCACAAGAUACCUGAUAAUGCACUUAGCCCCCGAAGAGCGAUAGUGCGGCGAAAAAUAGUACUGUACCACAAUUUCUUUCGUACUAAAGUUCGCCCCACGGCUUCCAAUAUGGUAUUAAUGUCAUGGCAUGCAGAAGCGGCACGACAAGCGCAGGAGUACGCGGAACGCUGCGUUUUUCUGAAGCACAACCCUAUUGAAGAGAAGAUCGUGACGCAUCUGGGCGCUUGUGGUCAGAACCUUUUCGCCGCAGCGCAGAAGACACCCUGGUUUUUUGCAAUCAAAGACUGGUUUCUGGAGUACCAGAACUUCACGUACGGUGCGCCUGUCAAAAACCUGCGUGCAGUAGGCCACUACACCCAGAUGGUUUGGGCAACCACUCACAAACUCGGCUGCGGCGUCGCGCGCUGCAUCGGAGGCCCGUGGGGACAGUUCUAUAACUACGUGUGCCAUUAUUGUCCUGGUGGCAACAUCGACGGUAUAGUACAAUACCCGUACCACAUAGGUCCCCCCUGCGGAGACUGCCCCGAACACUGCGUAUCGGGCCUGUGCACGAACAUGUGCAUGGAGAAAGACCACUACUCCAACUGCGAUGAACUGGCGGGCAUGAACAUCCCAGACUUGUGUACGCAGGGCGUGUGCAAUGCUACCUGUGCUUGUCAAGGAAAGAUACAUAAAAACUACCCGUUUGUCUAGAAACACGUAUACACAUCACCUACAAAGAAGAUCUUAGAAGUCCGAAGCAAGCUCGGUUCUCCAUACAACCGUAGUUACGCUCUCAUUUUGGAACUACUGGCUAGAUUGCUCUGAAACUUUUUACUUGUAACAGGGUAAGGUAUAUAUAUCUAUGCCUAUAAUUCGUUUAUGUAGCUUCAGAUACCUUAGUUAAGAAAUACAGAGAAUUUAAAUUUAUAAUCCAAAACUUGUUUUUGCUCUGUUUCGUUUGUUUUAUAAGCUGGAGCUAUAUAAAAUAAUUACAGGCAUAGGUAUACCUCAUGUCAUUGUAUGUGCUAAGUUUCACUGCAAUCCAACACGUAGUUUUAAAAUGAGAACGAAACUCCAAUUGUAUGGGAAGGUGAAGCUUGCUGCGGACUCUUAAUAAGAAAUUUUCGUCAGUUGAUAAGUUAUGGAAACUGCAGAAUUCAUUUCUCUUUUAAGAUCACUGCAGUAUGUGGUAUGAGGUCGCAGGACAAAAAUACAAAGAAGCCUUAAUAACGCGAAGCUGUUAAGUAGAUAGGCAGUCAUUUGAUAUUAAGAACGAUUUGACUCGUCUAUCUUAUUGACAACUAAACUCUUUGUUAUCCAAAUUAAUCAUUGCCAUGCUUGUAACGACCUCACAAAUGUGAAUUUAUGCUGUUUUUAUUUUACUCUCUUGUAUAUUGAUUUAAAAAAAACAUUAUUCAACCUAAUUGAAUUGCGUAACGAAAGUAGCCAUAAACAUUUUACGUGUGUGACUGAUUUUCAUUAUGCAGAAUGGUAUACAUUAAAUAGUUGAGGAACGAACGUCUUAAAUGCGUUAUAACAUAUUUCUUUAAAAUGCUUCGUCAUAUCAACCUUACGUAAUGUUUAUUAUAGGUAGUGUAAAAUUAUCUUAGAUUGUAUAUAGAAACAAUAAGUUUAAAGAAAUAAAAAUAAUAAAUCAUACGUCACAUAUUUAUAUUUCAUCAUCUGGUUUGCCUGCCCGUAUAUAAAUUUUGUAUUUUAAACUAAUAAGGCCCGUCCAACUAAGUCCAAUUCCGUCCAUCAGCGCAUUUUUUUGACAACAUACCAUUGUUAAAUUUAUAGAAAAAACAGAUGGUACUUAAAAAGCGGCCAAGUGCGAGUCGGACUCGCCCAUGAAGGGUUCCGUACCAUUUAUGACGUAUUAAUAAAAAACUACUCACUAGAUCUCGUUCAAUCCAAUCUUCGAUGGAAGUUUGCAUGGUAAUAUCCAUCAUAUAUUUUUUUAGGUUUAUCAUUCUGUUAUUUUAGAAGUUACAGGGGACAAACAUUUUACCACUUUGGAAGUGUCUCUGGGGCAAACUAUUCAGAUUAGAAAAAAAUAAUAUCAGAAAUCUCAAUAUCAUUUUUGAAGACCUAUCCAUAGAUACCCCACACGUAUGGGUUUGAUGAAAAAAAUUUUUUUGAGUUUCAGUUCUAAGUAUGAGGAACCCCCAAAAUUUAUCGUUUUUUUUUAUUUUUAUGUGAAAAUCUUAAUGCGGUUCAUAGAAUACAUCUACUUGCCAAGUUUGAACAGUAUUAGUUCUUAUAGUUUCGUAAAAAAGUGGCUGUGACAUAAACGGACAGACAGACAGACAUGACGAAUCUAUAAGGGUUCCGUUUUCUGCCAUUUGUCCCUAAAAAUCUCGCGUACAGAAUUUUUCUCAGAUAGAUUAGGCCGUAAGACUAUCUAGACAUUUUUUCACAAAGACGUUAUGGGUACAGGACGUUUAAAUAAAUCGUUUAACUACGUGCGUACCAAAGAGAAUUUGAAAUAGAGGUGUAUUGUGAAAGAAAACCUUUUAGCCACGUAAAUUCACUGCCAUCUUUCGACACACGAUUAACUCCGCCACUUUUUCAUAUUUAACAAAUGUAACACAUAUCAGUGAAAGAAUAAGGACCAAAGUCAAAUGGCGUUCUAAAAGUUUUAAUCAUAUGUCGAAAGAUGGCAGUAAAUUUACUGUGGCCACACGGUUUUUUUUUGACAAUCCACCUCUACAAUAAAGGAUCAGGGAAUACCAGCACUACGUCGGGGUAAGGUUCACCACACGUUGGUUGGCAGGUGAGUCAGCACUGUCAGCAGGUGGGGUGCGCGCUGGGGCGGAACGUCUCGCAACGGCGUACGUGCAUGUUCCUUACGUUAUUAAGGUCGGUUCACACUUAUGGUAAACAUAAGCCACUACAACUUAUUUCAUUAAAAUUGGAAUAUCUGUGGUUACUAUAUAAAUUUAAAGUGUUAUGAAUAUUGGGUACAGCAUGACCCAAUAGUCAAUGGCAAAGGAAAAAUAAGAUUUAAAAAGUCUUACUUCAUUAGCACAGCCUUUUAGUAUUAUAAAAUGUAGGACUUAGUAUUAACAGUACCUACAAAACGUCUGGCCCUAAAUAUUAUACAAGGUGUUUAGUCACCUGCAAUGUUGUACGGGCUGAAUAUAUAGGUCAUAUUGAGCAACUUUUACUAUGGGAUCAAUCCCGUGAUCGCGAUUUUUUUUUUUACUCUCCCAUAGAAAAUGUCAAGGUCAGACAGCCAAAAUGUAUGAAACACCCAAUUCAUUUCCGCGAUUUCGGGGUUGGUCCCAUAGUUCAUUAAUUACAUGAGGGAUUUUUUGAGGAUCUUUCGACCCCCGCUAAAUCUCUUAAAUGUUUACACUAUUUUUGUCCGAAAAAAUUACGUGGCAUUUGCCAAAAUUCACCUCUCCCCAAUGUGAGAUUUAGUGAAAUUCUGCUUGACGCCAAACCUCACGUAAUUAAUGGAAUGUUAUUUAAUGUUUGGCUUAAGAUUUACUAAUAAAAAUAAAAUAUUUAUGACAUUUUUUGUAUUAUAAAAUGUCGACUGAGAUCAACAAUUAUGUCGUAAUAUUUAUAUGAAUGCGUUAAUAAUGUUUAACUACUGAUUGUCAUCUUUCAAAGAGAUACGAAAGUGUGGCGUAAACAAUUAAGUUAACGUAGCAAUUAAAUAUAGCAACAAAUUAUUAGAUAGUUUACCCAUCGUAACUAGAGCAGUGGUGUAACAGAAGAGAACUGUUAUAUUUAUUGAGAAAAAUAUACAAGGCACUUAUA